AUGAAUAAAAGAAUUAAGACAAACAUAUUUAUUAAAAUUGCUGCUUUUAUCAUUCUCGAAUGGAUAUCCAAUUUUGAUAAUUAUAAGUGCAUAUUUAUCAAGUUCGUGAAUGAAAACUGUAACUAUUAUGGAAAAUUAUAUACGAGAAAUUAUAGAUUACUAUCAAAAUAUAAACAGGAUAAUGAUUCAAAUAAUGUAUUGUUAAAAGAAAGAUUUCCAAAUAAUGAAGUCAAGAAGCAGACGAAUAUAUCUCAUAAUGAAAAAGUAACGAGAGGAAAAAGCAAUCGGUCAAAUAAAAGUUUAUUAAAUAAGGCACAAUACUACACAGAAAUUAUAGAUAAUAGCAGUGUAAUCUUUGAUGGAAAACAUUUCCAUUUUGAAAAAAAAUGGAUAAAAAAAAAAGAUUAUGAUAAUUUUCUUGAAAAAAGAAGAAGAAUUUGUGAUAUAUCCUUAGGGAAAAUAAAAUUUAGAAGUUAUGGAUUUGUAAUUGUUCUAUUUUUUAUUUUUUUCUUGGUGGGAAUAGGAAUACCCAUAUUACAUGGAGUAGGGUUGCUGAAAACUAUAGGGGAUGGAUGA
Molecule: messenger RNA, 576 nt
Organism: Plasmodium malariae
Lineage: Eukaryota; Apicomplexa; Aconoidasida; Haemosporida; Plasmodiidae
Product: fam-m protein
Exons: 2
Coding region: 1-576 (191 amino acids)
Source: RefSeq, a predicted model, not a curated record